AUGUCAGUUUCUAUAGAUGAAGAAAAGUAUUCGCUUGUUCUUGAAUAUGCGGACUGUGGAACAUUAGGAAAAUAUCUAAGGGACGAUACUAUGACUUUUAAUUGGGAGAAACAAUUAAGGUUCGCAAAAGAAAUUGCAAGUGCGAUUUUAUGGUUACAUGAUGUUAAGGGAAUCGUACAUGGGGAUCUUGUGAAUAAAAUAUUUUAUUUUGGUCGUUCAUUUGAAAAAGGAAAGGGCUGUAAUGAUACCGGAGUAUAUGGUGUAAUACCCUAUGUGGACUCCAACAUGCUUAAUCGUUUAGGAGUAAUAUUCUGUGAAUUAACAAGUCGCUCAUCACCUUUCAAACUAUGA
Molecule: messenger RNA, 351 nt
Organism: Rhizophagus irregularis DAOM 181602=DAOM 197198
Lineage: Eukaryota; Fungi; Glomeromycota; Glomeromycetes; Glomerales; Glomeraceae
Source: RefSeq, a predicted model, not a curated record